AUGGUGGCAGCGUUUUGAACGAAUCUGGGUCCCAGCGAGUAGAGAGGUGUGUGUGGUGCGACGCGGUGCACGUGCGUUCUCAAGGUUCCCGCAUCGGAACUAUAGGCCUGAAACAACGAAACGACGAAAACGAAUCGACGUGAAAUUGUGUUCUUCCAUCUUGGUGCGGUGAAGUGAACUCCAAGCGACGAAUUUCCAAGAGGAACUGCGAAAGGAACACCUGUGAACUAGUGUGGUACCCGUGUGCCUGGAACGGGUUGAAGCGGGAUCGAGUGGUGACUUGUGCUGGAACGCCAGGCCCCCGGCCCAACCAGGAUGAAGUGACAGCGGUUUUCGGGUGUGUGUGUGUGUGUCUGGGUGCGUGCUUGGAUUUAGCCCCCCCAUCUUUUUAUUUUGUUGUUGAUUUUCCCCCCACACCUUUCCCACCUUCGGCAACUUCAUUUAGUUUCAUUUGGUGUUGUGUGUGUGAGUGCGUGAGUGUGAAGAGAUUUGACCGAGGUGUGAACCUAUUGGAUUGAUAACUGUGGCGGCGAGUGAUCUUGUGGACCUUUCGCCUGUGGAUGCUACGCUGGAAGCCCGAGCUAUUCGACUCACGCCUGUCAGUGGCCCCACAAAGGCCCGGACCAGAGACGACACACGGCAAUGAAGGCGGCAGCGACGUCAUUCUGACAAGAAAGCCGAGCCCGUGAAGAAGAGGUCUCUCACUGACUGCAGCCAGUGUUUCGUAUGAUGGAAGAUGGAUCGCUGGACCUCAGCAGCCUGCGCGAGUCGGACUUCGAGCAGCUGGCCGUGUACCAAGUGCGGGACCAGACAUGCGAGGAAGGCCUGUCCAACAGGGCGGAGGCCUCCCUGCCUCGCAACCUGCUGCUCAAGCCCUCCCAGACGCUCAGUGACGUUCUGGGCGUCUGGAGCACGGACUACAUCCCGCGGGGCACACGGUUCGGCCCCUUGAUGGGCGAUGUGUACCGCAAGGAUGAGGUUCCGGCCAACGCGAACCGCAAGUACUUCUGGCGAGUGUACGACGGGCCCGAUUCGUUCCACUACGUGGACGGCUUCGACGUCAGCAAGGCCAACUGGAUGCGUUACGUGAACCCGGCCUACUCGAGCGAGAACCAGAAUCUGGUCGCCUGUCAGGUCAAGCAGGACAUCUACUUCUACACCAUCAAGCCCAUCUAUCCUAACCAGGAACUCCUGGUCUGGUACUGCCGGGAGUUUGCGGAACGACUCAGCUACCCCAUCACCGGAGAGCUCAUGCUCCAGAGGAUACGGGAGCAACUGCAGCCAGCGGACAAGGAUGACGCCUACUACUCCCGGCCGCACCAGCUGACGCCGCCCGAGGGCAGCACUCGCAGCGACGAGGGCUACCACAGCAAUGGCGGUCCUGAGGACGGCCUCACGCCUCCUGAGGACAGCAGUGACAGCGACAGCGACAACUAUGUGCUCGACUUUAGCGUCAAGGCCAAGCGCAAGCAGCCGCCCGCCGGCGGCAGCGACAAGGCGGAGAAGCGAGACGACAAGUGCGAGUCGGUCGCCGUCGUCGCUGCCGAGCAGCAGCAGCCCGACAAGUCGCCGCAGAACGAGUUCCGGAAGGUCAAGAUCAAGAUGCCCAAGGCGUACCACUACCGCAGCGGCGGGCCCAGCAGCCCUCCCGCGGCCGCGGUGGUCACCACCAGUGACGAGAAUCCGAGGCCCAACAGCUCGAGCUCGCCGGAGCGACGGCACGACGACGAGAAGCGGCUGGGCGCGCUGCACGAGCCAGCCAGUCCCAAGUACGCCAGCGCACCCCGGUUCACUGAGGACGUGCUGGAGCGUAGCGCGAGCUCGGCCUUCUCUACCUACGAGGGCAUGGGCCAGAGGAUCUCGCCGCAAAGUCCCAAGGGUCCUCCGGCUCCUGGCAUUCUCGAGAACUUGCUUCUGCAGCGGUACCAGGAGCGAGCCGCCGCCGCUGGUCCGGAAGCGCCCGCGUUGCGCCGCGAGUCGCUCAAGGAGCCCGUGCGGGUCAUCGUGUCCAGCGAAGUGUCGCCGCCGGCAGCUCCGGACACCUCGGGCGAGGGAGGCCACCCGCCGGGCCCACCGCCACCGCUCGUGUUCCCGCACAAGAAGAGCAUCCGCUACCACCCGGGCAACAGCAACAGUAACGGUGGCAGCCCCGAGAUGCACAGUCCCGACUCCACGGACAAAGCGCACCAGCAGCCCGCCGUGUCGUCUGCCAUGAGCCCUGGCUACGGCGUGCCGGGUUCGGCGCCGGCGAACUACCUCUAUAUGAACGGCAUCGCCCCCAUGUUCUCGCCGGCGCACUUCAACAUGUACGCGUACUCCGUUCCCGAGACUGUGCACUCGUCACUCGCAUCACCGUCGGCGGCUAUGCCACCCUACCCGAAGUUGCCCGAGUUCGGCGGGCACCACGGCCCUCACCAUGCGAUGCUGCCGAUGUCCGCGGAGACCGGCAAACUCCCGCCAUCCGGCGGCAGCUCCCCCGGCAGCAAUAGGCCCUACUCACCGGGCUCCAACCCUCGGGGUUACCGGUCGUUGCCGUACCCGCUCAAGAAGAAGGACGGCAAGAUGCACUACGAGUGCAACAUAUGCUACAAGACGUUCGGCCAGCUGUCCAACCUCAAGGUGCACCUGCGCACGCACUCCGGAGAGCGACCGUUCACGUGCUCCGUGUGCGGCAAGACGUUCACGCAAUUGGCCCACCUGCAGAAGCACCAUCUUGUGCACACGGGCGAAAAACCGCACCAGUGCGACGUCUGCAAGAAGCGCUUCAGCAGCACCAGCAACCUCAAGACGCACCUGCGGCUCCACUCGGGCCAGAAACCGUACGCCUGUGACCUCUGUCCAGCCAAGUUCACCCAGUUCGUGCACCUCAAGUUGCACAAGAGGUUGCACACCAACGAGAGGCCGUACACGUGCCAGACAUGCAAGAAGAAGUACAUCAGCGCCUCGGGUCUGAGGACCCACUGGAAAACCACGUCGUGUCAGCCAAACAUGGUCCUGGACAUGGAGCUCGACAAGGGUCCCAACGGCUACGACUACGGCCCCAUGGAGCUGUCCCCUCCGCCGCCUGGGGCGAUGGAGAGGCACCCCGCGGGCCUCUCCCACCACGGGCUCGGCCCGGCCAGCCCCGGUGACGAGUACCCCCCCGCGUUACACCACCCGCCGCCGCGACCUUCGAGCAAGGAGAGCGACUACCCGUCAUCCUUUCACCGCUCCGACGGCGCCAAGACGUCGGUGAUCAGCAGCGGCCCGGCGUCGCCCGACGACGACCUCUCCAAGAAGUGCCACCCGACGCCCGACAGAGACAAAGAGUGACUGUUUGCGCGUGCCGUGUGCGCCUCAUCGCGCAGAUCGUUUUGUGCGCGAACUCUGUACAAAGCAAAACUCAAGUCAUGGGCCCGGGUGGCCGUUCUCACACAAUCGCGCAACGCGACGUCGGGCGCGCGCGGUAUCUCUCUCUCUCGCUCUCUCACCAGUCUCUGAUAGAGACCGUAUUUAUUGUUUCGCGCGGCUGGAGACGCGGGGGGCUGCGGGCCAGCCGGGCCCUCUUUCCAUACACAUUCCAGGAGCGGCGGUGCGUCUUGUUUUUCGUGGAGGAAAGGAAGCGACUUAGGAGGGAGCAUGACGUCAGGGCAGCUAGACUCGGCAAAGCCAACUUCCCUCUAUACACUCCUGUCACGCCAUACCCUAUACUCUUUGCCUGCCAUCUUGGGCGACCAACCGGUGAGGUGAACAUCAUGCCGCAUAGGUCACGUCACUAACUCGCCCAGCUUUCAACCUUGUCGGCGAGCUGAACCUUGGAAAUCGGAUCCUAUCGCAUCAUUACAGGACCGCUCGUGGAUGUCAUUAGAGGGAAGUCUGACGUUACACAUCAGAACACAGUGGAACCAUGGGCGUUUUUUUUCGUAAUUUAAGUUGUAUUCGUCUACUUGAGCACACUGGCGUUUGUUCUUUCUUGGGUAGCAGGUUCCGCUUGUUUAUUUAGAACGUGGGAACAUUUCAUAACUGCAGAAUCACGAAUCGUCUUAUCACGUCUUUCCCCGUUCAUCCGAAUCAGCUAAGUGAAGUAUCAUCGAGCCAUCAUAUCUUUACACCAGAUCACUGGAAUCAUCGGCACCUGCGCAUAGGUAUCAUGUUAUAAGAGACUAAGUAGGAGACUAAUCAUUGUCCUUCAACCUCCGAGAAUGUUCUCAUGAGAAUCCGAAAUUAUUUCUAGACCAAAAAUGCGAACCUAAUGCAAAGCUUUAUAAUGCCCAGCAUCGCCCAAGCUGGCCGAACAUGUACACUGACGGUGCAAGUAGACAUUGACGUCAGAUUUCCCUCUAGCAUUAGUACGAAACUGUGGUUCAAGGCACUGUUGGGUUCGUGGUAGCCUUUAGCGGCCACACUAUCAACGCUCUCUCCAACAUCGGUGAGGUGACUAGAGGAUACCACUUACCUGAUCACGCGAAAGGGACAUCGUUCCCAUAUCCUCCUCUACAGUUAGAGCCUUGGAAAUUGUCACGUGAUGCUCCCUCCUAGCACUACGAUUCUUAUAUAUUCGCUUUUCCUUCCUCCACGCAUAUCCCCCUUCAUGACGACCCCAGUGCUCUCACAAAAGCUUCGUGCAACAUCGACAUCAUCCACGAAUCGCCAUACACACGGGCUUGUAACGGUGGCGCUGCUUUUCGCGACGCGUCUAGUGCGGAACGUCAUCGCACAAUGCGACUACCUGGUUCCAAUCAAAAAGCGCCCUCUCGAGGCGAUUCUAGAAGAGCCAAUAGCAGAAGUAGCAGCAGAUCAGCGAAGUCACGAUGGAGCUGGAUAACGCAGCAGACAAUAGGAUAAGAUCUUGUGGGUGGUGGUCGCAACAUAUAUUUCCUCUUGGGAUUUUCCAAUCCUGUCGUUUCUCCUUUUUUUCUCUCUAUCUCCCUGUUUUAUGUCGAUGUACCCCCACGCACAGGAAGUCUGGGGAAUCGCCGACUGCCGGUCAGUUGGCGCAUGCGCAAUCCCAUUCCGAUCCCGCCCCAUUUUCUUUAUUAAAGUAUUCCCACCGAAAGAAGCGAUGCUGUUGAAAUCUGUGGUAUCUACACGAGGUACACUGACGUCCUUUGUCUGUCCGCAA
Rhipicephalus sanguineus (brown dog tick) is the source of this 5101-nucleotide messenger RNA. RefSeq names its product PR domain zinc finger protein 1. Gene Ontology annotation, biological process: cell fate commitment; regulation of transcription by RNA polymerase II. The record is from RefSeq and is a predicted model, not a curated record. The transcript has 6 exons. Gene Ontology annotation, cellular component: nucleus; cytoplasm. Lineage: Eukaryota; Metazoa; Arthropoda; Arachnida; Ixodida; Ixodidae. The coding region runs from base 727 to 3312 and encodes 861 amino acids. Gene Ontology annotation, molecular function: RNA polymerase II cis-regulatory region sequence-specific DNA binding; histone deacetylase binding; DNA-binding transcription repressor activity, RNA polymerase II-specific.